ACGAAGAUGCUGUGGCGUUUAAGUACUGUCUUUUCGCAUGUGCAUUGUCUUUCUUUCUUUCUACUUUGGAUAACACUUGGUACGACAGUCGUCGAAGUGGUCGGGUCACAACAAGGGAUACCUUUAUCUGUUGUAAAGUUGUGGGCCUCUGCCUUUGGGGGUGAAAUCAAAUCCAUCUCAGCCAAGUAUUCUGGCUCCCAGCUGCUGCAGAAGAAAUAUAAAGAAUUUGAAAAAACGGUCCGGGUUGAAGACAUUGAUGGCCUGAAACUUGUCAAGAGGUUGGCUGAAAACAUGGAGGAGAUGUUCCACAAAAAGGCAGAGGCCAUGAGGCGCCUGGUGGAGGCGGCAGAAGAGGCCCAUCUACAGCACGAGGAGGACCCUGACCUCCAGUAUGAAUACUUCAAUGCCGUGUUAAUAAAUGAAGUUGAUGAAGAAGGCAAUAAUGUGGAGCUGGGAAAGGAGUUCAUUUUGGAGCCAAAUGACCAUUUCAACAAUUUGUCUGUCAACCUCAGUCUCAGUGUUGUCCAAGUCCCAACGAACAUGUACAACAAAGAUUCUGCCAUAGUGAAUGGGGUGUACUGGUCAGAGGCCCUGAAUAAGGUGUUUGUGGAUAAUUUUGAGCGGGACCCUUCACUCAUAUGGCAGUACUUUGGGAGUGCUAAGGGCUUCUUCAGACAGUACCCAGGUAUUAAAUGGCGUCCAGAUGAGCAUGGAGUCAUUGCGUUUGAUUGCAGGAAUCGAAAGUGGUACAUCCAGGCGGCCACGUCUCCGAAGGACGUGGUGAUCCUGGUGGAUGUCAGUGGGAGCAUGAAGGGCCUACGUCUGACCAUCGCACGGCAGACUGUCUCCUCUAUCCUCGAUACGCUCGGAGACGAUGACUUCUUCAACAUAAUUGCAUACAAUGAAGAACUGCACUAUGUGGAGCCAUGUCUGAACGGGACGCUUGUUCAGGCCGACAUCACCAACAAGGACCAUUUCCGAGAACACCUGGACAAGCUGUUUGCCAAAGGAAUUGGAAUGCUGGACAUUGCAUUAACAGAGGCCUUUACUCUUCUCAAUGAUUUCAAUCAAACCGGACGGGGAAGUGUUUGCAGUCAGGCCAUCAUGCUAGUCACAGAUGGUGCCGUGGACACAUAUGACGCCGUGUUCGCCAAGUACAACUGGCCUGACAGAAAGGUCCGCAUCUUCCCCUACUUAAUUGGUCGAGAGUCUGCCUUUGCUGAUAAUCUUAAAUGGAUGGCUUGUGCGAAUAAAGGGUACUUCACUCAGAUCUCCACACUGGCGGAUGUCCAGGAGAAUGUGAUGGAGUACCUUCAUGUCCUAAGCAGACCUAAGGUGAUCGACCAGGAGCACGACACGGUCUGGACAGAGGCCUAUAUCGACAGCACUCUUGAGGACAACCAGGGUCCUGUUCUGAUGACCACUGUAGCAAUGCCCGUGUUUAGCACAAAGAACGAAACCAGGAAUAGAGGAAUUCUUCUUGGAGUGGUGGGCACAGAUGUUCCGGUACAAGAGCUGUUGAAGACAAUUCCAAAGUAUAAGCUAGGAAUUCAUGGGUAUGCCUUCGCAAUCACAAACAAUGGAUAUAUACUGACCCAUCCGGACCUGAGGCCUAUGUAUGAAGAAGGGAAGAAGAGAAGGAAGCCAAACUACAGCAGUGUGGACCUGUCUGAAGUGGAGUGGGAGGACAAGGAUGAUGUCCUGCGGAAUGCUAUGGUGAACAGGAAGACAGGGAUAUUCUCUAUGGAGGUUAAGAAGACUGUAGACAAGGGGAAACGUGUCCUUGUGCUGCAUAAUGACUACUACUACACUGACAUCAAGGGAACACCUUUUAGUCUGGGCGUGGCACUGUCUAGAGGACAUGGCAAGUACUUCUUCAGGGGAAAUGUCACUGUUGAGGAAGGGCUCCAUGACCUGGAACACCCAGAUGUGGCUCUGGCAGAUGAGUGGACAUAUUGCAACACAGAUGAGCACCCAGAACAUCGCUACCUGUCUCAGAUCGAGGCCAUCAAACUCUACCUCAGCGGACGAGAGCCACAUCUGAAGUGUGACAAGGAGCUGGUCCAGGAAGUGCUGUUUGAUGCCGUAGUGACAGCUCCGCUUGAGGCCUAUUGGACCAGUCUAGCUCUAAACAAAUCAGAGAAUUCGGACAAGGGGGUGGAGAUUGCCUACCUGGGCACUCGGACAGGACUUUCCAGGAUAAACCUGUUUGUGGUGCCAGAGCAGCUGACCAAUCAAGACUUCCUCACAGCUGAAGACAAAGAAGGAGUGUUCAACGCUGACCACUUCCCCCUGUGGUACAAGAGAGCAGCAGAGCAGGUUCCUGGAACCUUUGUCUACUCCCUCCCAUUCAAUACAGGGUCUGAAAACAAGAGUGUGGUGUUGGCCAGUACUGCCAUCCAGCUCGUGGAUGAAAGGAAGUCCCCCAUUGCAGCAGCUGUCGGGAUCCAGAUGAAGCUGGAGUUCUUCCAGAGAAAGUUCUGGACGGCGAGCCGACAGUGUGCUGCACUGGAUGGAAAGUGCUCCAUAAGCUGUGAUAAUGAGAACAUCAACUGUUACCUCAUAGACAACAACGGCUUCAUCCUGGUGUCUGAGGAUUACUCCCAGACCGGCAUGUUUUUUGGUGAGGCGGAAGGAGCAGUGAUGAACAAGCUGCUUAUCAUGGGCUCCUUUAAAAGGGUCACGCUUUACGACUAUCAAGCCAUCUGUAAAAUCUUCGCUGAAAGCAGUGACAGCGCACACAGCUUGCUUGAUCCAUAUUUCUACUUCUUUGCUGCUGUAAAAUGGAUCAUGACUGAACUUGUCAUAUUUCUGGUGGAGUUCAAUCUGUACAGCUGGUGGUAUUCAGACCUCACAGCUAAAGCACAACGGGGUGGCAGAACCAUGCUGGUGCCAUGUGACACAGAGUACCCUGCCUUCGUCUCUGAGCGCACCAUCAAGGAAACGAUGGGAAACAUCGACUGUGAGGGAUGUGUCAAAUCAUUCGUCAUUCAGCAAAUCCCAAGCAGCAACCUUUUCAUGGUGGUGGUGGACAGCAAAUGUGACUGCCGGGCUGCAGCGCCCAUCACCAUGGAGCCCAUAGAGAUCAUGUAUAUCGAAUCCCUGAAAUGUGAACGCUUAAAACUGCAGAAGGACCGGAGACGCCCUGACUCUUGUCAUCCUUUCCACCCUGAGGAGAAUGCCAUGGAGUGCGGUGGAGCUCUCGGCCUGGCCCCCCAGCUGGCAGCAACCUUGGUCCCGGUGCUGUUCUCCCUGCUCGCCAGGUGACCAGGACCGUCUGGCACCCGGCACUAACAUGGAGGAAACCACAGACUUCAAGCACUGAUGUGGCAGAGCAGAAUUUCACUUUGGUUGAAAACAUUGGCAUUUCAUGGACAUUCAUGAAUUUAAGUGGCCAGUUUGAGUAAUGGAGUAAUACACUCCUGUUUUCAAAAUAAGUGUGUGUGUGUAUGUGUGUGUGCAUACUGUAUAUAUAUCUUUAAAAGUUUUAUUUAUUUAUAGUUUGCAAGUGGUAACCAUAAACUGUGACACUGGGACUUGAGUUUGCAGACAUGACUGGUAGUUAUUUUGAGCUUGGCCUUAUACAGAAACAACCUGGUCCUGUUUGUGUACUUUUUAAAUAAAACAAUCUUUAAAAUAAUGGGGUAACAGGGAAUGGUUUAUGUUGAAGACAAUAGCUCAUUUUAUAACUGCUAAAUCUGGGUUACUAGGAGACCAGGCUGUUCCUUUUAUAUGAAAAAAGAAGAUGAUCAAAGCAAGGAGCAUCAUUUAAACCAAAAGGAUGCAUGAGAGGAAUCACUUUAAACUGAAUACAUUUAUUUUUCAUCUGCAGAUCAUUAACACUUAAAGUAUAGAAAUUGGCAAACUCGCAGAGUUAAUAUGAAACUCCCUAAAAAUAUAGAUUAGAUUUCUGUUUUAAGGGUGGAAGUACAUUUCUUGCAGUUUAUCUCAAGCUCAUUUAAAAAACGUCAUGCUUGUAAAUUGCCAAAUGAAUAUGAAACCUAUUUUUAUCAUCAGAACUUGUCUAAUGCUUACAUAAAUUUACUUUGAAGAGACACUGGAUUGUGUGUGUGUGUGUGUGUGUGUGUGUGCGUGUGCGUGUGUGUGCAUGCAUGUGUGCGUGUGCAUUUUUGUUUAGUAUGGAAUAAACGUGAAUGAGAUCAUGUGCAAUAAAAUCAAUGAUAAUUCAUCAACAUUUCACUAAUAGAAGUGGGAAAAAUAGGGACUUUGCUAUUUGCACUUAAUAUUCCAUCUUAGUACAUUUAAUUACAUUCAUUCAGUUUGUAGAUUAUCCAGAGAGAUUUAUGGAAUAGUGCGUACAACAAUAAGGCUAGAUGAACACCAGGAUAUACUGUAGAACCAGGAUUAGUAAGAUACAAUGAACACAAAAUGGCAUUGUGUGAAAGAAUGUUAUAAUAAACAUAUCUUUCACAAAUGCCAGAGUGAGGCUCCUGCACCUGGAAAGAAGGUGCACUUGCCAUGUUGUCUGGACUGGCUCUAUGCCACAGAGAGAGCUGUGUUGCGGUGCUGCAGUCUAACAUUACACACCAACCCUGAUUGAUUCAGUUGUUUACGAACUGGUGAGCCGUCCUAUUGGAGAGUUUUGGCAUCACUUGAAAAGUAUCAGUUUUUCAUUUGUUUGUGCCUCAGCAGUUGUCAUGCAGGUACUGCAUCUACAUGCCCCAGAAGACAUUUUUUGGUAGAGGCCAAAUUAUUAUUACCCCCCCCCCCCAAUAUUCAAUAAAAUAAAUGCUUCAUUUAUAUCUCUGACAAUGCAUAUUUUGAAAUAUUGUUUGAGCUACAGUAUCCCGAUUGUUACUUUGUGGUCUACUCCCUCUCUCUCAGUGCUCAGAGAGAGAUACCAGUGGCUAUUUUACCCACAUCAGAUUAAUGGUUGAGCAGGCAUAUUUGUUUUCCAUCAGCCGUAAUGGAGGACACAUGUUUGAUUAUGGUUCUUGGUUCAGUGAUAAAUGGACUGUUUUGUGGCUGCCUCUCCCGUUCCCCUGUGGCCUUAUCUGCGACCCCAUCAGGGCUGCAGCCUGCGUUGUAUUCAGACGCAUGCCACCCAUUGGUGCACAGCAAGGAGAUUUUUUUAUUCCUUCAGAGAAACAUCAACCUCCUAUUACCAGGGGCUGUCCAAAAAAAAAGGAAAAGAAACGCAAUGCAGAAAAACAACCAGAGAAAAUAACAAAAAACACAUUAAACAGCGUUAUUAAACAUGCUGGGAAUUACUGGUGAAUUUGCUUUUCAUUUUCUGCCAGUUUUAUAUAUAUUUAUUUGCUUAUUCUGUCACAACCACUUUCUUGUGCUUGCUUUUCAGUGUUGCAUUUUCCCUUUUGCAAGACUAAAUCUGUACUGGAGAUUGUUGUGAAUUCAAGCUGUGGUGUGGGUUGAAUAAACUGAGAGACUAUUGGGAGGUUUCUUAAGGUGCCAUUUUGCUAAAUCCUGCUCAGCAGAGAAGGCUGGCUUUCUGAGGUAGUUUUGACUUUACCCCUGUAAAUACAAGAGCCUGGUGACCAUAAACUAAAUUGAUUUGUGCAACCUGGGCAGACGCCACCCCUCCCAUGGAAGGGGCUGCUAUAAGCUGUGACUGGGGGGCGUGUCCAUUUCUGCGUUGCGUAAUUAGUCACUUUAUAAUGGACAUAUAGUAUAGUGGUCCAAUCAGGUUUGUGCCCACUCCCAAGAGACCAAAUUGAUAAUGGCCCUGCUUGAUACAGGAUCUUAGAUCUUUUUUCAUUUUUUUAACACAUCACUUUAGAUCACUUGAGGCAAUCUGACACCAGACGUGGUAACUUUUCCUUCUUUAUUCUUGUUUUUUUUACUGUCGGAAAGUGUAGGAGUAAACAAGAUGGAAUAGGAAAGAAUUCAGCAUAGGGAAAGACCUCCUCUCUCCUCUUUAUCUCUGACAUUGUCUGUGAUUGACUUGCCUCCUUUGUGGAGCAAACUUGCACUAGGGAGAUUUUGCAUGCAACUGCAACUCCUAUAGCUUCACAGAUGGAUUGAAUCCCAGUGCUAGGGCAUUGUUUUCAGGGUAAAUUAAGCAGAACCAAAAGCAAUUGGAAAGAAUGCACUGGGGAGGUUAGCACAUAAGCUGUGUGCACAGUAAAAGCUAGAAAACAAAGUGCUAAAAUAAAACAGUACUGCUGAUCAUUCCCUUUUUAAUCGAUCUACAGGUUUACAAAAAGGGAUUUAUGAAAUGGCUCUUGGCAUCUUAGUGUUUGGAGACCUCAUGAGAAAUGGCAUUUUCUGUUUCAUUUGGUGGAUAUUUCUGCGUUGGGUAAAUCACAACUACUGAAUUCUGUCGAUGUGGAUAUCUUAGGCCUUUCAGAAUCAAUCUAUUCAGAAGAGAUUUUUGAUGAAAAAGGUUUGUUUGUCUGUUAGAGUUAGUGUAAACUCCAUUGUUGACUGUUUUGGAUCAAUAUUGAUAUGCACUGUUAAAAAGAAAUAAAUCUUAAAUUCUUUUUUGUA
Conger conger (European conger) is the source of this 6468-nucleotide messenger RNA. It is a transcript of the gene cacna2d3a, whose product is annotated as calcium channel, voltage-dependent, alpha 2/delta subunit 3a. NCBI's taxonomy places the organism in Eukaryota, Metazoa, Chordata, Actinopteri, Anguilliformes, Congridae. The record is from RefSeq and is a predicted model, not a curated record. Gene Ontology annotation, molecular function: voltage-gated calcium channel activity. The transcript is spliced from 37 exons. Bases 7 to 3267 code for a protein of 1086 amino acids. Gene Ontology annotation, cellular component: voltage-gated calcium channel complex.